AUGUUUUUACAAGACUAUCAAACACUAUCAAACGACUAUCAAACGAUUGGAAUAAAAAAAGUUUAAAAAAUAAAAUUUGGCCGGCCAACUUCACGCAGGUAGUAAAUUUCGGAACGUAUCCUAAGCAUAGAGUUAACUCUAUGAUCCUAAGUGGUGUAAUGCUGUGAUAUGCUGAACCUAAUGAAAAACUUUAUGCGCAUACUGACGAGUUGGAAACCCUUGAGGUUGUAAACUGUUGUAAACGUUAAACAGUAUUUCUUGCAGUGUAAAAAUAUGAGAUAAUCAACGGCGUCACUCUUAAUAGUCCUUUAAACGAAAGAAAGUGCUUUGAGAAAAUACUCGGACGCUCAGAAAAUAAUGUUGAUGAUUUUUUAUUGCAAACUAACGGACUUCGUUCCUUUAAUCUGAAAGAUACUGUGCAGUACUAAAAUUAUAUCUUUUUGAGAAUGUAUAUAGAUAUGGAGGAAGUACAAAGAUUCUUUGAAGGAAAGUUGUAAGAUUGUCAUGUUGCAAUAGCUAUUCUUCAUCUUCAACAAUUAUUUAGGUAUUUGCUUGAGCAUUGAGUAAUUAGAGUUUGACACUUAAGUCUGAAAGUUUGUCUGGAGUUCUGAAAAACUGGGUUUAAGACGUUAUAAAUUCAAUGGGACCCAUUUAAUACAUCCUCAUGUAGGAUGCACCAGUCAUAAUGAUGCCACAUAUUAUAACAUUAACAUCAACAAGAAAACGCUGCUUUGUAAUACUGCUGGCAAUUCUGAUACCAUGCACCAUUUUCAAUUUUGUAUCAUUUCCUGACAUGAGAGAAGAAACCAAUCUGCAAAAUGGCAUUGCUGAAUUACAAGCUAAAUUAGAACAUCUACAUGCCAAGUACAUAAGUAGUCAAGAAGAAAUAAACUUGCUAUCGCAUCAGCUUGCUGAAAACAGUCAUAUUCUACCAGAUUUGCAAUUUUUGAUUGGCAAUGGUACUUCAAAUAUAUCCAGUAUAAAGCUGCCUUCGAUAUAUAACUUUCUCCCUCAUUUUCUGGAUGAUCCAAACAGUUUACGACCUGCAUUUGUCCAAAGUAAAGGUCGUUCAGGUGUUAGUAUGGUCUUGGGAGUACCUACAGUUAAAAGAGAAGUGCAAAGUUAUUUGUUGGCAACACUAAAAAAUCUUCUGGACCGCAUGACUCCUGCAGAGACUACUGAUACUCUUAUUAUAGUUAUGGUAGCAGAAACAGAUUUGGAAUAUGUAACAUACGUCGCAAAACAGAUUGAAGUUCAAUUUCCUAAGGAGUCCGAAAGUGGAAUCAUUGAGGUGAUAUCACCCUCAUCCUCUUACUAUCCAGACCUCACAAAAAUCCGAGAUACUCUGGGCGAUGAUCAUCAACGUGUCGUUUGGAGGUCUAAACAAAACCUCGAUUUUGCUUUUCUCAUGUCUUAUGCACAGACUAAAGGAACUUUUUAUAUACAAUUAGAGGAUGAUAUAUUGGCCAAAAAGAAUUUUAUAACUACAAUGAAAUCCUUUGCAUUGCAAAAAAUUAGUAUGAAGGAGCACUGGUUUGUUUUAGAUUUUUGCCAAUUAGGAUUCAUUGGAAAAAUGUUCAAGUGUUCUGAACUUCCAUGGCUUGUACAAUUUUUUUUAAUGUUUUACAACGAUAAACCAGUUGACUGGCUACUUGAUCAUUUGAUUUCUACAAAGAUGUGCAACCUAGAUAAGGACAGCAAACAUUGCAAGAUGGCUAAAGCUAGGUUAUGGCUCCAUUACAAACCUUCGCUUUUCCAGCAUAUCGGUACACAUUCCUCGCUAAAAGGAAAGGUACAAAAACUCAAGGAUAAACAAUUUGGCAAAAUAACGCUUUACUAUGGGCAUGACAAUCCUGAUGCUACAGUAGAAACGCAUAUAAAACCAUAUAAACAGUACACGCUCCAAAAGGCUUAUAAAGGGGAGUCAUUCUUUUGGGGUCUUUUACCGCAGCCAGGCGAUCAUCUACGUUUCAAGUUUACGCAACCGAUAUUUAUUAAGAGGUACUUAUUCAGGAGUGGAAACGCUGAACAUCCUUCAGAUAGAUUUUAUAAUACAACUGUCGAGGUUAUGCCAGAAAAUCAGCGUUAUGUCAACAAAAAUAGUGUAAAUGUAACGGAGGACGGUUACGUUAUCAUAGGAAGAUUCGAUGCCAUGGGAAUAGCUCAGGGAACUGUGGACAGAAAAUAUGGCAAAAUUUCUGUACUACGUUUAACUGUGCAUAGCGAAAGUGACAAUUGGGCUAUUUUGUCCGAAAUAUACAUAGUGGAAGAUGAACCAAGCUGACAGGAAGAAGGAGGCAGAAAACUGUUUCGUUAUAGAAAUCAUCGAUAAUACACUUGGCCAGAGUUCUGCACUCAAAACUUAAAGGAUCAUGGUAUCGUUAACCUUAAUUUUCUUUGUAUUAUUUCGCCAUUUUCUCCGGACUUUGUGAGCUACUGAAGGAUUUUACAAAAGAAAAUGUACAUAAAAAUUAAGGAACCAAGAUAAAAACUUGAAUCUCAGCAAUAGACUCGAUGAAUCUUUAAACAAGGGAAUCAUCAAAAUAUCAGUGCAAAUGGAUUUGCCUUUUAACACGAUCGCUUGAACCAUGUAAUAACGUCUCAUUCACGUGUUGUAGUUAAAACGAAGUCCUAAUUCAUUCAUAAAGCCUGCCUCUUUAUAUUCUCAGCAUUUAAUAAAUUUCUUGUCACAUUGGUUGGUUUUACGAAAUGUGACCAUAAUCAUAUUUUUAUGAGUUAAUAAAUAUUCAGCAAAAAUGUUAUGUACGAUACUUGUUGUUUUGCUGUUAAUCAAAUAAGUAAUCAUUUGUACUGAGGUAUAUUUCACUGAUUAUUAACGACUGAUGUGACAAAGAGUUUAUUAAUAUAUCUGCUGGUGAGUAGUUUUAAUAAAUAACCCAAACAAGAAAAAUUACGUAGGUAUCAAUAAGAUAUCAAAAAGCGGUAGGUAAGACCUUCUGAAAACGUCUUAUUGACAUCUUUGUAAUUUGUGCUAUCUGGGAGGCAAUCUUUACGAAUGCUAACAUUGUCUGAAAAAAGGAAAACCAGUUUAAAAGGGGCUGAACAGAACGGCAAAAAGUGGGAAGUAAAGCGCGGCAUUUUAGCUGUAAGCUCGCCCAGCUGAGGGUUGAUAAUCUCAAACUAUGAAGCUGAUAAUCUCCAAAUUUAGAUCUAAUAAAUAAAAAAUCUUCAACCCUUAACGGUCACCUGGUGUCUCAGUGACACCUCAACGUAACGUGUGAUCCUUAUGGAAACUUUAUUGAAGUGUGAUCGUUAAGAGUUAAACACGUGUAUUUUUAUUUUUGAUAAAACGGAUGUCCAUACGUA
Molecule: messenger RNA, 3327 nt
Organism: Cephus cinctus (wheat stem sawfly)
Lineage: Eukaryota; Metazoa; Arthropoda; Insecta; Hymenoptera; Cephidae
Gene: Mgat4a
Product: alpha-1,3-mannosyl-glycoprotein 4-beta-N-acetylglucosaminyltransferase B
Exons: 8
Coding region: 686-2284 (532 amino acids)
Biological process (GO): protein N-linked glycosylation
Cellular component (GO): endoplasmic reticulum; endoplasmic reticulum-Golgi intermediate compartment; Golgi stack
Molecular function (GO): acetylglucosaminyltransferase activity
Source: RefSeq, a predicted model, not a curated record